CUAGACCCCCAAAGCCAAAGAAAACAGGAAGAAAGGCAAGAGGGACAACAUAACCUUCAUCAUCAUCAUUCGUAUAGUUAUAUUUUGUAGAAAACAGAGAUCAAUUAAUCCGAAGGGAAGAGAACCGAAAGGAGCCAGCGUCGCAUAGCGUGGCGUUCGAGAGGCAUCGGUGGGAGAUGAAAUCGCCAUUGCGGAGGCUGCGGGGCUUCGGCCACCACUACCCCAGGGAGCGGAAGGCGCACCACCCGCCACCCGCCAAGCUCGACGAGCUGGCCGGCGCCGCUCAGGAUGUGAAAGAAAUGAGGAACUGUUACGAUGGCCUGCUAUCCUCUGCAGCCGCUACAACGAAUAGCGUAUAUGAGUUUUCUGAGGCUUUGGAGGAAAUGGGAAGCUCCUUACUUGCAAAAACUGCACUAAAUGAUGAUGAUGAUGAUAGUGGUAGAGUGCUGAUGAUGCUCGGAAAGGCCCAGUAUGAGCUAACAAAGUCUCUUGAUAGCUACCGUACAAAUAUUAUUCAUACAAUCACAACCCCGUCAGAGUCUCUUCUCAAGGAGCUACAAACCGUAGAGGAAAUGAAGCACCAAUGCGACAUGAAAAGGGAGGUGUACGAAGCCAUGAGGGCAUCUUAUAGAGAAAAAGGGCAGUCAAAGAAUUCAAAAAUUGACCAGCUCUCCACAGAACAAUUGCAAGCUUCUUUUCUCGAAUACCAAGAGGACGCUGCACUAUUCAUAUUUCGCUUGAAAUCGCUUAAGCAAGGGCAAUUCCAUAGCCUUCUCACACAGGCUGCUCGCCAUCAUGCUUCUCAGUUAAGUUUUUUCAGGAGAGGACUCAAAUGUCUCGAGGCACUUGAACCUCAUGUAAAAGCAAUAGCUGAGAAACAUCACAUUGACUAUCAGUCCAUCAGCCUUGAGGAUAAUGAAUCCGACAACGACGGUUCCAGCUCAUACAAGGAGAGUUGUAGUGAUGACGGAGAAUUGAGUUUUGACUAUGAAAUAAAUGACACAGACCAGGAUUUUAUUGCUUCAAGAGGUUCGAUGGAUUUGGAUAAAGGGGAGCAGACAACUUCCCCAGCGCAGUCAAAAGAGAUCACACAGGAAGAAGUGAAACUACCUGAGACAGAAGCAGUAGCUCCACAAGGGAAGCCCGAAAUCAGUAAACCUUCAGCUCCAAUUUUUGGUGACAAUUUUUUUGAUCAAACUGAGAGGCUUCGCCAAAUGAGGCCAUCUUCAGCCAAGAAUUCGUACAAACUCCCAACACCAAUCGAUGAUAAGUACCCCAGAUCAGCAGUUAUUCAUAGAUCACAUCAUUCUGCACAGUUCUUUGAAAGUAAACCUAGUGCCGCUGAGAACUUGUGGCACUCAUCUCCACUGGCGAAAGAUUAUAAAGCGAGCUCCAUGCAUAGUGGUCCCAUUAAACUGCCAUCAAGUUCCGAUUUCAGUAAGAAGUUGAAGAGGGAGUCCUGGUCUGGUCCAAUUCCAAGUAAAGCAAGAUCAAGCAAGCCCUUCUCUCAAUCUGAUCACAAAUCAUCCAUGGGCCAUCCUCGUGUGAUGACAUCAAAGUCGUAUGUUCAUGCUCGGCAGCCAUCAUCUGUUUCCCCAAAGAUGUCGCCACUUUCGACAGUAUCCCCAAAAAUCAGUGAGCUUCAUGAGCUACCUAGGCCUCCAGCCAAUGUAGAGCCCCUUCGGCCUUCUGGUCUAGUUGGGUACUCUGGUCCUCUGGUAUCAAAGCGUCAAGCUCCUAUGCCACCUGCCCGUGUCUCUCUAACAACAUCACAUACAGCCUCACCGCUUCCACGACCUCCAUCCUCCUUGGCUCGAAGUUACUCCAUACCCUCAAACAGCAAAAGAACACCCCUCAUUACUGUCAAUAAGUUGCUGGAGGCUAGAAAUAGCAGGGAGAGCAGUGAAGUUUCCUCCCCAUCACUGACUCCGUUGUCAUUGGCGGAUUUGUCCCGCCAGCCAACCACAAAAACAACUACAUGCAGCAUAAGGACGAAGGAAACCUUGUGACAACUACUUGCCAAUUAAGGACAUUACUUUGAAAAUUUUGUAUGUAAUUAGUAGUGUAUUGUAGGUUCUUGCUUGCAAUAUUCUUUUUCUGUAGGGCCUGUCUGGUGAAAGGAAAGAACUAAA
This is a messenger RNA of Lolium rigidum, 2132 nucleotides long. RefSeq lists its product as uncharacterized. The record is from RefSeq and is a predicted model, not a curated record. NCBI's taxonomy places the organism in Eukaryota, Viridiplantae, Streptophyta, Magnoliopsida, Poales, Poaceae. The transcript is spliced from 11 exons. Gene Ontology annotation, molecular function: protein binding. Gene Ontology annotation, cellular component: cytoplasm. Bases 177 to 2009 code for a protein of 610 amino acids.